AUGAUAGAAGUCAUAGGUAUUGCUGCUAUUUGUAUUGGAGCUAUAGCUGUAGCAAUUAGUGGAUUAGCUGCUAUGGCAAUUGCUUUUUCUCCAGUGGUAUCAUCUCCACAGGAUAAAUAUACAAUUGAUGAAGACGAAUAUCAAGAUCGUCUAAGAUCAAAUUAUGAAUCUGUAUUUAUGUACACUGGAUUUGGUGUUUUUCCACGAGCUCAUAUUCCAAGAUCUUCAGUUAAUACUUGA
Messenger RNA from Rotaria sp. Silwood1, 240 nucleotides. The record is from the annotation of a GenBank genome assembly. NCBI's taxonomy places the organism in Eukaryota, Metazoa, Rotifera, Eurotatoria, Philodinida, Philodinidae.